Messenger RNA from Cotesia congregata, 672 nucleotides. The record is from the annotation of a GenBank genome assembly. NCBI's taxonomy places the organism in Eukaryota, Metazoa, Arthropoda, Insecta, Hymenoptera, Braconidae.
AUGCCUCCUAUCAUAACCUUUUACUUUUCAAUUUUAAGAAAUCCGUUUGACAAUGGAGCUCAUACGUAUUGUGGGUCACCGACACCGCGGAUAAAAUGGCAUGUUCCAAAUAUAACUUUCGAGGAGUCUAUAACGAGUUCGCUUGAUGUAAUCGAGAACAAAUUGACAGUGAGGUCACUUCGUCGGGAAUCGUUAGGAACAAAUUUUACUUGCGAGGCGUCAAAUACUGACCUCGUUCCAUCAAAAAGAAAAUCUGUGAAAUUAGAUUUAAUUUUGAAACCUUUGACGAUAAAAGUAAGCAGACCCGGCUCUGCAAAUAAAAAUGAAUCUCUACAAGCCAACCAUCGGUACGACUUGGAAUGUGAGACAACUGGUUCAAAUCCGCCUGCGGUAAUAACGUGGUACAAAGGAAAACAUCCGCUCAAGCACGUCAGCGAAGAAAGAAGUCAAAAUCUAACGAUCAGCAGGGUUGAGUUCGUCCCUAAUGUAGAAGAUAAUCGUAAAGCGGUGACUUGCAGAGCGGAAAACCCAAAUGUUAAGGAUCCACCUCUGGUGUCAUUAAGCCUCGGAUCAACACUGAAUGCCGGUGAUAUCAAGGAGGGUGAUGAUGUAUACUUCGAGUGUCACAUUAAUUCAAAUCCAUCUAUCUCAAAACUUAUCUGGAUUCACAAU